GAGCUCCUCUUUCUAUCAUUCCCACAAGGCAGCAAGAGCAGAGAGCAGCCAUUGCUGUGUCUGGAAGCAGACAUUCCAGCAGUGAGGAACCAGAGUCUCUAUUACAUGUCACAUGUUCUCAUCCAUCACUAAGCAUGGACACGGACAGGAGUCACAGGACUGAGAGGAUAAUAAAUAUCACCAUGGAGAUCAUCUACGUGCUGACUGGAGAGGAUUACACAGUAGUGAAGAAGACAUCCAGUGAUUUUGAGACAUGCAGCAGCCGUCCCCGUGUGUCAGGAGGACUGAACAGGAACCGGAGCUCCAUCACGGUUCCUCAACCUUACUCACUGACCAGAAGACCAGAAGAUCCAAUGACCAGAAGAUCCUGGAACUCGCCAACAAGAUUAUUCAGCUGCUGACUGGAGAGGAGUGGGAGUAUAUAGAGGAACACAGGGGUCCGUACAAGGACGUGAUGAUGGAGAAUCACCGGCCCCUCACAUCACUGGAUGGGCCCAGUAACAGAGAUACCCCAGAGAGAUGUCUCUGUCCUCUGUAUUCCCAGGAUUGUACAGAGGAGAAUCACAGGAUCCCACAGGAGGAUCAGGAAGAACGUCUCUCUGAUAUGAAGGCAGAAGAUAUAGAAGAAGAAGAGACGUAUGUGACUGAUAUGAAGGCAGAAGAUAUAGAUGGAGAAGAAGAGACGUAUGUGACGGAUAUAACGACAGAAGAUAUAGAGGGAGCAGAAGAGACGUAUGUGGCUGAUAUGAAGGCAGAAGAUACAGAAGGAGAAGAAGAGACGUAUGUGACUGAUAUGAAGGCAGAAGAUACAGAGGGAGAAGAAGAGACGUAUGUGACUGAUAUAAAGGCAGAAGAUAUAGAGGGAGAAGAAGAGACGUAUGUGACUGAUAUGAAGGUAGAAGAUAUAGAGGGAGAAGAAGAGACGUAUGUGACUGAUAUAAAGGCAGAAGAUAUAGAGGGAGAAGAAGAGACGUAUGUGACUGAUAUGAAGGCAGAAGAUAUAGAGGGAGAAGAAGAGACGUGUGUGACUGAUAUGAAGGCAGAAGAUAUGGAAGGAGAAGAAGAGACGUAUGUGAGGGGUGAUCAGCAGUGUAAGGAGGAGGAAAUUCCUACAGAUAUCAGCACAGCAGAUGGACACACAAGCAGGAACAUCGCAGAAGGACAUCUAAUGUUAUCCCCGGAUUGUGAAAUAAAAGAUAAUGACAGUAGACCGGAUUCUCCAGGAGCUAACCCCAUUACCCCAAUUAUACAUCCAGCUCUAUCAUCUGGUCCCUCUGAUCCUGGGAAAUGUUCUCCUGAUCACUCUGAUAUUGGAGCAUCUGUUACAGCUCUGACAGUAGAUACAGUGUUUCCCUGUUCUAUAGAUGCCAAAUGUUUUACACAGAGCACAAACCUUAUUACCCAUCAACCAGCUAAUGCAGGUGGGAGGCCAUUUCCAUGUUCUGAGUGUGGGAAAAGUUUUACAUACAAAUCACAUCUUGUAAUACAUAAGAGAAUACAUACAGGUGAGAAACCAUAUUCCUGUUCUGAGUGUGGGAAAUGUUUUAUACACAAAUCAACUCUUGUUACACAUCAGAGAAGUCACACAGGUGAGAAGCCAUUUUCUUGCUCUGAGUGUGGGAAAUGUUUUAUACAGAAAUCAGAUCUUGUUAAACAUCAGAGAAGUCACACAGGUGAGAAGCCAUUUUCUUGCUCUAAGUGUGGAAAAUGUUUUACACGGAAAUCAUUUCUUGUUUGACAAUGCUAAAUUCCUUGUCGUAUAAACAACCCUGUAUGAAGCUAAGAACACUGUACGCUGUUUACUUAAGAAGUACCGUAAUGGUACGCUAUUGGCGUAGCGAUCGCUCAGCCGUAGGCGAGACGCUCAAGCGUCACGUUCGCUCACGGCCCAGUGAUCACAGAACACGUUAUUGGCUAUGUCUAGGGGAAUGAUUCGCUGUAGCGUAGCGUACGCUCGAGACCACGAGGAGGUCACCAGCGAUGCAGACGCUCACAACACUAUACCUUUAUGUUAAAACCUUAUACCAAUGAAAUACACUGAAUACCUUAAUGUGAGUACAGGGUGUAAGUGCAACCUUGUGUAACCUGACUAUCUACAAAGCUGCUUGAGCGUCACCGACGCUCAAGUGAACACUUAUCACUAUAGAA
Pseudophryne corroboree (corroboree frog) is the source of this 2148-nucleotide messenger RNA. RefSeq names its product oocyte zinc finger protein XlCOF29-like. The transcript is spliced from 7 exons. The record is from RefSeq and is a predicted model, not a curated record. Bases 254 to 1738 code for a protein of 494 amino acids. Gene Ontology annotation, biological process: regulation of DNA-templated transcription. Lineage: Eukaryota; Metazoa; Chordata; Amphibia; Anura; Myobatrachidae.